Molecule: messenger RNA, 336 nt
Organism: Mesorhabditis spiculigera
Lineage: Eukaryota; Metazoa; Nematoda; Chromadorea; Rhabditida; Rhabditidae
Source: the annotation of a GenBank genome assembly
AUGGAAAACACGGCCGAACAGCGACUUUGCGAAGAUAUUCCCAGUACGAUUAAUUCGACCGUCAGAAGCUCUAAGCAUGCCACAACUGCCUACCGAACAAGUCAACUGCCCGUUGCUUUCGUUUUUAUUCUAUGUAUUCUGCUGACUGCUACUACAACAGAGGCCAAGCCGCGGUCUAAAGUUUGUCGGGUCAGAAAUCCAGUGAUUGCGGAUCUUUUGGAAAAAGUGUGCGUGAUGUGCCACGAAAUGUAUUCACAGGACAAACCGAAUCUCCAUGCUCAUUGCCGAAAAAAUUGCUUCAAAAAUACGGUCGGUAAAAUGAAAAGAUUUGGCGGC